Molecule: messenger RNA, 2183 nt
Organism: Pyrus x bretschneideri (Chinese white pear)
Lineage: Eukaryota; Viridiplantae; Streptophyta; Magnoliopsida; Rosales; Rosaceae
Product: replication protein A 70 kDa DNA-binding subunit
Exons: 12
Coding region: 93-1739 (548 amino acids)
Biological process (GO): DNA repair; DNA replication; DNA recombination
Cellular component (GO): nucleus
Molecular function (GO): DNA binding
Source: RefSeq, a predicted model, not a curated record
UCAAGCCUUUGGUUUUGUUUUUAUCGUUGGAGUCCUGCACUGUUCUUUCGUGGCAUUCAUUCACAGCUACGCUUUCGUCUCUACAACGAUUAAUGGAGGAGCAAGCAAUUCGUUUUCUGACGCCAUACCAGCCAGCAAACAAACUCCACAUCAGGGUAUGCAGAAUAUGGGUCACGAAAAGCAUUGGAGACAAUCCUCAACCUAUAAGUCUUGAUUGCGUCUUCGUUGAUAAGGAUAGAGAUGCGGUUCACGGAACCAUCAACGGUCGAGACAUCCAAUUUUUUUUGGACCGUCUAAGUGUCGGCAAUGCAUAUGAAAUCAACAAAUUUCGUGUCAUUCACAACAAGAGAUCAAGCAAGGUUGUCCCUCAUGCAGCUAUCAUUGAAUUGAAUAGGAAAACCACAAUCGUUCCUAUUCACAAAACAAGUCAAGAACUCCCAAUGCACUGGUUCAAUUUAAUUGAGCUUAAUCAACUUCAUCAGAGAAUCGACAACGAUGUUGAGCUUACAGAUGUGUUUGGUUGCCUAACGGCUGUGCAGCCAACUGAAGAAAUCACUAUCCAGAACACAAGAGUUGCAAAGAAGAGAAAUCUAAACUUGCAAAACAUUAGAGACGAAACAGUGAGAAUAACCUUAUGGGGAGAGGCUGCAACAGGUUUUGAGAGCAGUGGAAUACAAGAACUUUUGCCACCCGUAUUUUGUGCUUUCACAAGCCUGAAAGUAAAACAAUACCAAGGAAAACCUGUUCUCGGAAGCACAGGAUCAACCGUUUGUGUUUUCAAUCCAGAGAUUCCACAACUCUCUGAAUACAAACACAAGUUUAAGCAUAGCAGAUCACCUCUUCAAAUCCUGCCCACCUCAGCUGAGAUGUAUACGGGCCGUGCAGUCAGUGCUACUACUGAGUCAAAAACAAUUGACGAAUUGCUUUUACUUGAUCCUGCCUUGCACAAGAAUGCAAGUUUCGUAUGCCAAGCAACUAUUGUUGAAUUCGAUUUGACUAAGGGCUGGUGGUACAAAUCAUGCCCGUCUUGCCAUAAAGUUGUCAAGAAAAACUCUGAAUCGUUUGAGUGCAAUGAACAUGGGUUCAUAAACAGAUUACCCGAACCAUGGUUCAAAAUAGAUCUUAUUGUGGAAGAUAGCACAAAUCAGCACAACUUCCUCAUGAUAGGAAGACAUGCCGAAAAAAUACUUCGUGUUUCUUGCCACACUCUGGUGAUAGAAGAUGGACAUGAGGAUCCUUUCAUACUUCCACCAACUCUAAAAAAUUUGGUCGGCACAACAAAACAAUUUCAGCUCUCUUUUGGAAAUCAAAACACUGACUUUGGAAAGACAGACUUCAUAGUUCAUGGACUACUCCAAGAUCAACCGCUUUCGAGCCCAACAAUUGCCUUAGUCAUACCAAAAACACCUACUCCCUCCGUAGGAACACAUAUUAUGACUCAAGCGACCCCCAGCCCAGUGAUGCCUUCUCACCGACCAAAUCAACAACCCCAGUUAGUUGCACCCACAAAGACUUCAAAAAGAGCAUUGUUUCCUAAUGAAGCGGACAAAUCUGACAGCAAAAAACCUCGCAGCGACCAAGCAGACACAACCAAUUCUGCUAGAAUUGCUAAAGAAUUCCACAAUCUGGUUGUCCCCAAAAUUGAACCAGCAGACAAAGUGCCGAUAGCCACACUCAAAACAAAAUCUCAAACCAAAAAAACCAAAGAUAGUGCGGAAGAUGUCCACUCUCAGAAAUAGUUAACACCGCAAUCUCCGUGAUCGACUGCAGCAAGGCUUUCUACAUCUUUUUGCCUUUCAACAUUUUAGCUUAAGGACUUGACUGCUUCAACAACAACGAAACACUCUUUUUGUUUUUUGGUAACUACUGAAAUAGAUAACCAACCUACAAGACAUAUUUUGCCAUCUUAAAUGUAAUGGCAAAAUAUGUGUGGACAACAUGUUACUCCUGUUUCUUAAGGAAACAAACAUCUUGCAUAGUUUUUACUUUGCGCGUUUGUGCUUCAAAACUAUGAUGCUAGAAUAAGAACAAAACAGUUUUUAUAUGUUUUGUCAACUGCUCAAACAUGUGCCUAACUUAAAUGACAUCUAUUUUGCCACCUUUACUACAAGGCCAACAUUUGUGUAAACUACAUGUUACUUCUGCUUAUUAAGGAACCAAAACGUUCAGUUUCGUUCUGUUAA